Acaulospora morrowiae is the source of this 808-nucleotide messenger RNA. Lineage: Eukaryota; Fungi; Glomeromycota; Glomeromycetes; Diversisporales; Acaulosporaceae. The record is from the annotation of a GenBank genome assembly.
CUGGUCAGCGAAUACUGGUUGACUCUCAGUAUGAAGCAUUCCUCAUGAGUUUUCUGAAAAAAAGUGUGCUACAGUUUGACAGAUCGAUCGAUCAAGAUUUUAGGUCAUUAGCCAUCGCAAAACAUCAUGUCAAAGAACUAAUAAUGAAACGUAUUAAUGAAACUCUGGCAAUCUGUCAACGGCAUAGUGUAUAUAAUGAGAAUGAGAUGCGAGGGAAGUUUGAAAAAUUAAUAGAAAAGCUCAUUAAACAACGUAUAUCUAAACGAGAAAAAAAUAAAAAUACCAAAAAGUCGGAAAAUGCUGAUGGCGUUAUUUGGUGGCUUAAUAAAAAAGCUUCAAAUUAUAAUCAACAGAAAAAUUGUGAGAAUAUUAAUUUGAACUCCGAAGUAACUGCGUCUUCUACAUCAAGUAAUCUGAUACCCGCGGACAAGAUUCCGAAGUCAGUAUCAUUUCCCUUGCCUGAACAAUUAUCUCAGGAACAGGUUGCAUCUAUAAAAGAAUCCCCUUCAGACCAAAUUCAAGUUACAUUCACAAACAGUUCCCAAGAGAAAAAGGGAACAUCAGUCGAUGUCGCAUCAAAGGAUAAAUCAACGAGUGUUGAGGGAAUUAUAAGUGAGAUUGCUUCGUCACCGAGAGAAACCGGUGAUGAAUGUUUAGUCAAAAAAUCAGUGAAGCAUCUUUCAAGACCAUCUAGCGUAGAUGGUACUCGCCUGGCACCAACUCCUAAGAAAGUUAAAACUGGUCCGAAUCCUACUAGGAUCGAUUUUGGUGGAGUCCACGAACAAGCAGCUUCUUUUCCUGAUUCCAA